Melopsittacus undulatus (budgerigar) is the source of this 507-nucleotide messenger RNA. It is a transcript of the gene RNF224, whose product is annotated as ring finger protein 224. NCBI's taxonomy places the organism in Eukaryota, Metazoa, Chordata, Aves, Psittaciformes, Psittaculidae. The transcript has a single exon. The record is from RefSeq and is a predicted model, not a curated record. The coding region runs from base 1 to 507 and encodes 168 amino acids.
AUGUCCGAGGCCAGCGGCAGCCCAUGGGCAGAGGAUGCGGGGCCAUGUGUCGAGAUCCACUCACGCACCCCAAGCCGGGGCAGCCAGCGCGUCGAGUGCAUCAUCUGCUACUCUUCCUAUGACCUGGGUGUGCGGCUGCCGCGCCGGCUCUACUGCGGCCAUACCUUCUGCCAGGCCUGCCUCAAGCGCCUGGACGCUGUGGCCAAUGAGCAGCGCUGGAUCCCCUGCCCGCAGUGCCGCCAAAACACACCCACACCGCGCGGCGGCGUUGCCAUGCUCGACCUCGACCUCGCCACCUUCCUCGCCGUCAAGGCCGACAAGGAGCAUCCCCAGGUGCCCAGCAGGUCCCAUCCCGACCCAGCCACCAAGGGCUCGUGCAAGGAGAAGGUGGUGACCCAGCAGCCAGUGGGGCUGUGCCAAGAUGCGGUGCCGCCAGCGCUGUUCCCCCGGCAGGGCUGCUGCCGGCCGUGCCCAUGCUGUGGAGUGAUGGCAGCCUUUGAGAGCUGA